CCUUGGUGUGCAGGUGUCCAGGGGGAGUGAGUCCAAACCGGGAAUCCAAAACAGAAGCUUAAGUCUAUGGCCAGGCGAUCAAUCCGGGAGAAUAAAAACGGGAACCGGGUCGGGACCGGCGGGGGGAACAGGAACAGGGACAGGAACAGAAAGUUAAAAACAUGACGGAGCCAGACACAGCAGGACUCGGGCUCACGCGAAACGUGAUUCAAUGUAGAGCUACGAAUGACGUCUGCGUCUGGCUUUUAAGGGGGAACUGAAGAGGGGCUGGAAUGAGGCAGAACGAGGAUGAGCUGGAGCUCCCUAAGAGGAGGAGAAGCGAUCGUGACAUCGUGUUUUCAAUGUGAAAAGAGAACUUUGAUCCUGCAGUUUUUUGUUCCAUGGUUUGCAUGAUAUAAACAUGGUAUCGUGUGUAAUCAGACUGACUACAUCAGCACCUGCAGUGCUGUCUGCAUGGGAGUUUCUAGUUUAAUUGGUUUCUAGGAAAACUGGUCUUGGCAUCUGCCCAGGUGGUACUCCACCUUGUAUCCGUCGCUUGCUAGGAUAAAUUAGUGAGGGGGUCUGUGUUUAUAAGAUAACGAGAGGAAGAUCUGCUUUGGCUGAAAGUAAAAAAGUAAUACUGUAUAUCUAAUAACGCGACGCCUCAGUAUAAUCAGAUGUGUGUACUGAAAACGAAAGUGGAAAUAAAACUCUCAUCAGAACUGCCUUUCCCUUUAACGACUUCUAACUUGAGGUUUCUAUUUACUUCGAAGCGCUAUGCGCUGUGUUUUGUGUAAAGAUCGCUAAGUCCUACAUCUGUAUGAACUCGCUUUCCCUUCGCACACGAUGCUGCUGUAAAUGGAUAUAUCCCAAGACUCUUUCGCCUGCUAGGGAAAAUAUAUAUCCCACAAAACAAAUUUGAGUCGUUGAGUCCCAGACAAAGGUAAUUUGCAAAUUACUCUUUUUCAAGGAGCUUAGCUGCGUGAUUAUCCUCAGUACAGAGGAACACAGACAGAAAACAGCAGGCAGAGAACGACAGGUCCAACACUGAAGGAACCAUAACAGGUUCUGAUGGUGAGGUGAGUCAAGGACUGAGAAGCUUGCAGAGGAGUAGGAUUCUGUAGCAAACACGGGCGGAGACGUUAGACCACCUUUGUCUUUGACCUCUGAGCAGAGGACUCCCUGUUGCUCUGCAGGAGUGGGAGACUGGGUGUGAAAGAGGAUGGGCUCAUGUAUCAUUGCUGAUGAUUUCACUGGGCAAAUGAAUGACAGCACUGAGGACCAGGACCCAGCAGGACAGCCAGUAAAGGGUUACAAUGGUUUGAAAAACCAAGGAGCAACAUGCUACUUGAACACAGUGCUGCAAGUCUUCUUCAUGACCCCAGAAUUCAGAACUGCAAUAAAUGGGAUGGAGGAGGAGAGCGAAGGAAGUGUCUCAUUCCAGCUCAGGACAUUGUUUGAAGGACUAGAACAGGGACAUGCAUGUGUUGAAACAAAGGGCAUCGUAAAGAGUCUUGGGAUAGUAAACGUUUAUGAGCAAAGAGAUGCCGAGGAGUUUUUCCAGAGGAUAUUAAAUGCAGUCAGCAGAGAUGCCUCAAAGUUUUUUCAGGGCACUUUAAUACAUACAACAAAGUGUUUGAAAUGCAACUUUCUGUCAGAGGAGGAUAAAAGUCAAUUCCUGGAUAUUCCAUUGUCUGUUAACGUACAACACAAUGAGCUCUACAAUAUUGAGGAUGCUCUUGAAGAAUUUUUCAGAACCUCACAAAUGACAGGAGAAGACCAGCUGUACUGCGACAAUUGUGAAGACAAAACCGACACAGAAAUGGGUUGCUGUUUAGGAGAAAUGCCAGAUAUUUUAAGUCUACAUCUGAAAAGAUUUGAUUACGACUUCUAUCAAGAGAGCUAUGUGAAGAUAGAGUGUCCAGUGAACAUUCCUCUUACGAUACAGUUUAAAAUGAAGCCUCAAAAAUACGAACUGUAUGCUCUUUGCAAUCACAUAGGAAGUUACAGAGGAGGACAUUAUGUGGCAAACAUUAAAUCAUUGGAUGAUGGAAAAUGGUACAUUUUUGAUGACACAGAAGUUAAAUUUAAGUCCAUGCCUAGUUACCAGGAACCCGAGCAGCACGAGAACGACUAUCAGAUCAUUAUGAAGACAAGUAUACAUUACAUAAGGUCCCAGGAUGCAUACUUGCUUUUAUACAGAGUUGUGUCUGAAAAUGGGGAUCAUGGUCUUGCAUGGAUCAGUGCUACACUUAAUUAUGCUACCGACGGUGUUCCCAAUCUGCAGACGGGACAGGCAGAGGAUUCAGAGAACUGUGUUGGCCAGAGGAGUAAUCGUACGGAUAAAGCACCGCGUUGUGGAAGGAGGGUAAGUACUGUAUACUUUACAAAGUGGACAUGGGAUGUAAUUGAAACAAGGCCUAAAUGAAGACAUCUUUAUGUAUUAAAAAUAGAUGUCUACCCUCUGUGUGUAUCAUCCCUUUGGCUCAUGCUUUAAUUUUAUAUAUACUGUACAUUUUCCUGGCAGUG
Lepisosteus oculatus (spotted gar) is the source of this 2508-nucleotide messenger RNA. NCBI's taxonomy places the organism in Eukaryota, Metazoa, Chordata, Actinopteri, Semionotiformes, Lepisosteidae. The record is from RefSeq and is a predicted model, not a curated record.